Messenger RNA from Bombina bombina (fire-bellied toad), 2393 nucleotides. It is a transcript of the gene ATL1, whose product is annotated as atlastin GTPase 1. The record is from RefSeq and is a predicted model, not a curated record. The coding region runs from base 109 to 1785 and encodes 558 amino acids. Gene Ontology annotation, biological process: endoplasmic reticulum organization; protein homooligomerization. Gene Ontology annotation, molecular function: GTP binding; GTPase activity. NCBI's taxonomy places the organism in Eukaryota, Metazoa, Chordata, Amphibia, Anura, Bombinatoridae. The transcript has 14 exons.
CCUUCUUCUCAGCAUCUCUCAUCCUGCAGAGACCAGAACUAGAGACACAGCCAACAGCAACAAAUCCAUUGCCUUUUUGCAACUGCUAGAGCCCCUGCACACCAUAGCAUGGCCCGGAGCCGCAAGGAGAGGAAUAGCUGGGGUGGAUUCACAGACAGAAAUUAUGACUGGAGCUCAGAAGAGGAAGAAUCUGAGAAGAAUGCUCACCCAGUGCAGGUCUUGGUGGUGAAGGACGACCACUCCUUUGAGCUGGAUGAGGCUGCAUUAAACCGCAUUUUACUUUCUGAAGCUGUGAGAGACAAGGAGGUUGUUGCUGUAUCUGUUGCCGGUGCUUUCAGAAAAGGGAAAUCCUUUCUGAUGGACUUUAUGCUGAGAUAUAUGUACAAAACGGAACCAGUCGAUUGGCUAGGAGAUUAUAACGAACCACUGUCCGGCUUCUCCUGGAGAGGUGGGUCUGAACGGGAAACUACAGGAAUUCAGAUAUGGAGUGAAAUCUUCCUGGUGGAUAAACCUGAUGGGGACAAGGUUGCUGUCUUACUAAUGGACACUCAGGGGACAUUUGAUAGUCAGUCGACUCUCAGAGACUCCGCUACAGUAUUUGCUCUCAGUACUAUGAUCAGCUCCAUACAGGUUUACAAUUUGUCACAGAAUGUGCAGGAAGAUGAUCUGCAACACUUACAGCUUUUCACAGAAUAUGGACGGCUAGCUAUGGAGGAAACCUUCUUAAAGCCAUUUCAGUCUCUGAUUUUUCUUGUCCGUGACUGGAGUUUUCCAUAUGAAUUUGCGUAUGGAGCUGAUGGAGGCUCAAAGUUUUUGGAAAAACGUCUGAAGGUUUCUGAAAACCAGCAUGAAGAAUUGCAGAACGUCAGAAAACACAUCCACUCCUGCUUUACAAACAUAUCUUGCUUUCUUCUGCCACACCCUGGCCUUAAUGUUGCUACAAACCCAAAUUUCGAUGGGAAACUUAAAGAAAUUGAUGAAGAAUUCAUAAAGCAUUUGAAGGUAUUUAUUCCUUGGCUCCUGAGCCCUGAGAACUUGGAUAUUAAAGAAAUCAAUGGAAACAAAAUUACUUGUCGAGGUUUAGUGGAGUAUUUUAAGGCAUAUAUAAAGAUAUAUCAAGGGGAAGAAUUACCACAUCCAAAGUCAAUGCUACAGGCCACAGCUGAAGCCAACAAUCUAGCUGCUGUAGCCACAGCAAAAGAUCUGUACAAUAAGAAAAUGGAAGAGGUGUGUGGGGGUGACCGGCCAUUCAUGGCACCUAAUGAUUUGCAACACAAACAUCAGGAGCUGAAAGAUGAAGCAGUAAAGCUGUUUCGUGGGGUAAAGAAGAUGGGAGGGGAGGAGUUCAGUCGCCGUUAUUUGCAACAACUGGAGACUGAGAUUGAUGAGCUCUACAUCCAAUAUAUCAAGCACAAUGACAGCAAAAACAUAUUCCAUGCAGCCCGUACUCCUGCUACGCUAUUUGUGGUGAUUUUUAUCACUUAUGUCCUGGCUGCAGUUACUGGGUUUAUUGGCUUGGACAUUAUAGCAAGUCUAUGCAAUAUGAUAAUGGGACUGACCCUUAUCACGCUCUGCACCUGGGCUUAUAUCAGAUACUCAGGGGAAUACAGAGAAUUAGGAGCAGUAAUAGAUCAAGUGGCCGCAGCUCUAUGGGACCAGGGAAGCACCAAUGAGGCUCUUUACAAACUGUACAGUGCUGCAGCCACACACAGACACUUGUAUCAUCACGCUUUCCCUGCGUCACAGGCAGAUGCUGCUGAAGAAACAGAAAAAAAGAACAUAUAAUCAUGGCUUGGAUUCUAGAACUCUAAUGCCUUAUGGGCUGCCUGAGGCGUUGGUCAGCAGUUAUUUGACGUUCCUUUGACAAAGAUCACACGAUGCAUGAAAAUUAAUAUACACCUAUUGUAUAAAUUAAGCACUUUGUCCUAUGAGUUGAAAUGAUACCACCUUGCCAUACCACGUAUUGAUAUAACAGCCAAUGAAAAACAAGAAAAAAAGAGGAUUUUUUUUUCUCAGCCGUAGUGUGAGGCAUUGAAAGGUUUGUGCUUGUCACGUGUGCUUUAUUUGUGAUAUGGUGACACAGCAAGGUGCCUCUGGGAGCUUAUGUCCGAUGAAGCAGCAAUGGGCUGUUGGUACCCAAACAUGCGUACUGCAAGCAAGCUAUCCAUCAUCUGCUGAGUGUGUAGUGGGAUGUUUGUAGACUGCUGAAGAUGUUUCAUUAAAACAUGUUCCAUUUUUCUAUUAACACUUGUAAAGUCAAUCACAUGAUAUUAAGUUUUAUUUGCAAAUAUUGUGAAUGUAUUAUUGUACCUCAAAUAGAUAGCAGAAAACAGUAAAGAAGUUUACAACUCAAUAAUGCACAUGCAAGAAAUAUAGAAUGACCUGAUCACAAA